This is a messenger RNA of Meleagris gallopavo (turkey), 3769 nucleotides long. NCBI's taxonomy places the organism in Eukaryota, Metazoa, Chordata, Aves, Galliformes, Phasianidae. The record is from RefSeq and is a predicted model, not a curated record.
AGCUGUCCACGGGGAGAAUGAAGCCGUUUGGCUGCGGGAAACAAAGGCCCGAGCGGGGCACAAACAGUCACAAUGCGGCAAGGGGGCUCGGCAGCGCUUCGCCGACUCCUCGGGGGUGCGGCCGCAGAUUAUGUUUAUUUUGAAAAUUCCUCCAGCAAUCCGUAUCUCAUUAGGCGAAUUGAAGAGCUUAACAAGACUGCUAAUGGGAAUGUGGAAGCGAAAGUGGUGUGCUUCUACAGGAGAAGAGAUAUUUCCAACAGCCUCAUAAUGCUUGCAGAUAAGCAUGCUAAAGAAGUUGAAGAAGAGUCUGAAACUACAAUUGAGGUUGACUUGACUGAUAAACAGAAACAUCAGCUGAAACACAGAGAGCUCUUCCUUUCUCGCCAGUAUGAGUCUCUUCCGGCAACUCACAUCAGGGGAAAAUGCAGUGUUGCACUUCUGAAUGAGACAGAAUCUGUGUUGUCGUAUCUGGAGAAAGAGGAUACUUUUUUUUAUUCACUGGUGUAUGAUCCAUCACUGAAAACGCUUUUGGCAGACAAAGGAGAAAUCAGAGUGGGGCCUAGAUAUCAAGCAGAUGUACCUGACAUGCUUGCAGAAGGAGAAUUAGAUGACAGAGAACAGGCAAAGCUGGAAGUAAAAAUAUGGGAUCCAGAUAGCCCCCUUACAGACCGUCAGAUUGACCAGUUUUUAGUUGUAGCACGUGCGGUUGGCACGUUUGCUCGGGCAUUGGACUGCAGUAGUUCUGUCAGGCAACCUAGUUUACACAUGAGUGCAGCUGCUGCCUCCCGAGACAUCACACUGUUUCAUGCAAUGGAUACAUUGCAUAAACAUAACUAUGAUUUGAGCAGUGCCAUCAGUGUUCUAGUGCCACUUGGAGGACCUGUCUUGUGUAGAGAUGAAAUGGAAGAAUGGUCAGCAUCAGAAGCUAGUUUGUUUGAAGAGGCAUUGGAAAAAUAUGGAAAGGACUUCAACGACAUUCGACAAGACUUUCUCCCUUGGAAGUCGCUGACUAGUAUCAUUGAAUAUUACUACAUGUGGAAAACUACUGACAGAUAUGUGCAGCAGAAACGUUUGAAGGCAGCUGAAGCGGAAAGUAAAUUGAAACAAGUAUACAUCCCUACCUACAAUAAACCAAAUCCCAAUCAAAUAUCCAGCAACAAUGGGAAACCCACUACGGUCAAUGGAGCAAUGGGAGCCUCUUACCAGGCACAGGCCUCACUAAUAGGGAGGGCUUGUGAAAGCUGCUAUACUUCACAAUCUCACCAGUGGUACUCUUGGGGUCCUCCUAAUAUGCAGUGUAGAUUGUGUGCAUCUUGUUGGAUUUAUUGGAAGAAAUACGGUGGCCUGAAAAUGCCCACACAGACAGAUGAAGAUAAACUCUCUUCCAGUCAACCUGCAGAGGAAUCCCAUGUUAGAACUCAUAUGUCCCGGCAGGCCACACAAGGAACUCCAGUUCGUAACACUGGAAGUCCAAAGUCAGCUGUGAAAACACGCCAAGCUUUCUUUCUUCACACAACGUGCUGGACAAAACUUGCCCGUCAGGUCUGCAAAAAUACCCUUCGGCUGCGGCAGGCAGCAAGACGUCCCUUUGUUCCUAUUAACUGUGCUGCCAUUAAGGCAGAAUAUGCAGAUCGGCAUUAUGAAAUUGCUGGAAAUCCUCUGAAGAUCAAAAGUACCAGAAAACCACUGUCAUGUAUCAUUGGGUAUUUAGAGAUUCACCCUGCAGCAAAACCCAAUGUAAUCAGAUCAACACCAAGCCUUCAAAGUCCAAGUACAAAACGACUGCUUGCGCCCUCCAAUCACUCUUCACUAAGUAUUUUGGGAAAAAGGAACUACAGCCAUCAUAAUGGUCUUGAUGAAUCUUCCAGCCACUCUACAAGAACAAUAAUGCAUGCUGCUCCCCGCGUUCAUAUAACUAAUGGUAAGGCCUUGCAAGCCAGUGCAAGUACCAUUAAGGCAAGCGCCAUUCCAGUGAUAAAGAGACAGCGGCAAAAUUGGCUUGAUGCUUCAGAUGAUGGUUUCUUUAUAGCCACAGAAGAGACCAGCGCUGAAGCAGUUAGAAACCUUCUCACGAAAAAUCCGUAAGAAGUUUACCAAGUUGCAGCUGAAAAGAGCUUCCAGAACACCUUGUUCUCCUGUUCUUGUGAAGACAAAAUCUCUCAUGAACAAUAGGCAGGCACGAAUAGAGCCAAGAACCAUCACACACUGAAGACACAACAGCAUCAGCAACAUAAUUAUGUUAAAAUCUUGUUUAAUUGUCAACAACGGGACCUUCCACAUCUUCAGGACCUAUAUGGACACUGUGGCUGGGUUCUGUGUUCUGGUCAGGAUCCAACAGUAGCCCUUGUUCUCCUCUGUCUCUGUAAGGGCUACUUAAGGUUUGCUGUGCAGGCCUAUUGAUGAUUGUCCUGCUAUUUCCCCCACUUCCCUUCGUCAGACUUGGAUAGUCAGUGAGGGACUAUUCAUACUGACCACAGGGAAGAAAUAUGGAUGCAGAGUAGCCCCCACAAUAUUGUCUAUGCCUUCUAGUGGUGUGAUACAAAAAUAAGCAGUUUUCAAAACAAUUGCUGUGUCUUUGUAACAGGAUUUAGCCGGUAGGGGUCAGCAUCUUCAGAAAGUGCUGCAGACUUCAAAUGUUUGAAUUUUUGAAUAUUGGCUUGAAUCACUUUGGAUUUGAUUUUCUGAUCUGCUGAGCAACCAAAGGCUGGAAUGAGGAGUUGUUCAGCAGUUCUGAAACUUGAACCAAAUUAGGUAGUGCCCAGAAUGAGUGGCCCAUCUUAAAAUGCUGACCAUAUUAACUUUGGUUAAAAUCCUGGAAAGCAUCAUGUGUGGCCAUGACCAUCUGGCUGGUAUGGUUAUCUAUAUAUUUGCAAGCAUCCACCUAUUUCUUUGGGGAUUUUUAGUAUUUCUUGAAGUCUAUUUUGAACAGUCAAAGCCAGCAGAAUGCCAUUCCUGGGAAAACAUGAGGAAAUAAGAGUAUUUCCUAUUAGCAAUGACUCUCCACUAAAUAAUUACUACAUUUUUAUGCAUGUGGACAAGAAAGUUGUCUUGCUGCAGAAUGCUUUGAAAUUCAUACUUGUAAGGCUACAGGUGGAGACUUACCAUGGAGAGAUGAUGUGCCUUUUGUAACUACUUGUAGGAAGCUGUCAGUCCCCCUGAAAGUGGGAAUGGCAACAGAGGCAGGUCUUUUUUCUACUCAGGUACUUACAGGUGAAUAAUCUCUGCCCUACUUUGAGAUCGAGGGGCAAGCAGUGUGUAGCACUGCUGUGUAAGCCUAGCUGAGAUACACUGAUUAUCUUAAGCAAGUUAUGUCUUUCAAUAGAUUUUGUUUCCAUAUGGCUUUUAACAGAUAGUCAGACACUGAACGUAUCACCAUAAGCUGGAAUAAGCUUCAAGAUGUUUUUUCUAGUUCUUUACUAGUUCUUUACUACUAGGUAACUCUAACAGCACUGUAUGGAUGUCAGCUUAUUAUCUGGCUAUGGAUGUAUGCCCAGCUCUGUGGUUAGAAAGAUGAAGGUAUAAGUAGUAUCUCAUACCUCUGGGUGAUUCCUUCCCUUCCCCUUCCUGAAAUAUACACCCCAUGCUAUUUACAGUUUCAGUCUGAAAGAGCAUCUGUGAUACCAGCCUGUAACUAGCCAUGCUGACCAUGUCAGAUUUUGAACUUUUGAGACAGUCAUCCAGAUGCUUCCUCGAAAAAGAAAGCACACUGACCUUCCGAAGGAACUUGAUGAUUUUACAGAGUGACGGAUCCAGGUCUUGUCCACUGUCC